UAUUGGGAACGACCAUGUUACAUUUGUGAAGGUUUUCAUUUCACGGAAGACGUCAGAGCACAGUGGACUCUGGCGGUCGGGUCGGGUGUGAGUGGCGGACUGAUAGCUCUUUGUUUUCUACGAUCCUGAGACUAGACAAAGGAAUCCGAGUGUGUUUUUAUCAUGCUGACCCUCGAGGGUCAGGGAUACCCACGCUUUGGGCUGGGUCUCUGGUGGUGUGUAUUUACGCUGUUCUUUAAAGGCUGUGCAGGCUGUGCAUCUGAGGAGAGACUCUUCCACAAACUGUUUUCUCAUUACAACCAGUUCAUCAGGCCUGUGGAAAAUGUCUCGGACCCUGUCACGGUGCACUUUGAAGUGGCCAUCACGCAGCUGGCCGACGUGGAUGAAGUAAACCAGAUCAUGGAAACCAAUUUGUGGCUGCGUCACAUCUGGAAUGAUUAUAAAUUGCGCUGGGACCCAAUGGAAUAUGAUGGCAUUGAGACGCUCCGUGUUCCUGCGGAUAAGAUCUGGAAGCCUGACAUCGUUCUCUACAACAAUGCUGUCGGCGACUUCCAGGUCGAGGGCAAGACCAAAGCUCUUCUUCAAUAUGAUGGCAUGAUAACCUGGACUCCACCAGCUAUUUUUAAGAGCUCCUGUCCUAUGGACAUCACUUUUUUCCCUUUUGAUCAUCAAAAUUGUUCCCUGAAAUUUGGUUCCUGGACCUAUGACAAAGCUGAAAUUGAUCUCCUCAUCAUUGGCUCUAAGGUGGACAUGGAUGAUUUUUGGGAAAACAGUGAGUGGGAAAUUGUCGAUGCCUCUGGCUACAAGCACGACAUAAAGUACAACUGCUGUGAAGAGAUCUACACGGACAUAACCUAUUCUUUUUACAUCAGGAGACUGCCGAUGUUUUACACCAUUAAUCUGAUCAUCCCCUGCCUCUUUAUUUCAUUUCUGACUGUGCUGGUCUUCUACCUUCCCUCUGACUGUGGGGAAAAAGUGACGCUGUGCAUUUCAGUGCUGCUGUCUCUGACCGUGUUUUUGCUGGUGAUCACGGAAACCAUCCCAUCCACGUCCCUCGUGAUCCCUCUGGUGGGUGAGUACCUGCUGUUCACCAUGAUCUUCGUCACCCUGUCCAUCGCGGUGACAGUGUUUGUGUUGAAUAUACACUAUCGCACCCCGACCACACACACCAUGCCCACGUGGGUGAAGACACUCUUCCUCCGGCUGUUACCCCAGAUCCUGAUGAUGAGGAGGCCCCUGGACAAGAUGAGGGAGGCGAGAUCUGCUAAAACUCCCAAAGGGAUCUCCAGGAGGCCUGCCAAAGGCAAGGUGGAUCAUCACGGAGAGCCCCGGCCUCUUCAAGAAUGCUGCCACUGUCAUAAACCCAAGGAGCUCGCCACUGGCAAGAGGCGACUAAGUCAUCAGCCUUUACAAUGGAUGACAGACCAUACAGAGCCCUCACCUGAAGUUGAAGAUGUGAUUGAUAGUGUUCAAUUCAUAGCAGAAAACAUGAAGCACCAAAAUCAAACAAAGGAGGUAGAGGACGACUGGAAAUACGUGGCCAUGGUGGUGGACAGGGUGUUCCUGUGGGUGUUUAUAAUUGUCUGUGUGUUUGGAACCGUAGGGCUGUUUCUCCAGCCACUCCUGGGGAAUACAGGAAGUUCAUAAGGACAUAAGGAUGAAUUUUUUCCUUUAUCUUCAGAAACGUACAGAUGCUCUUUGUUCUGUGUCCCCCACCACAAGGAAAGGGAUAGAAAUCUUCCCGCCACAUCCCCAUCUAGAUGGUAAAAGAGGACUUUCUUGGCAAUUAGGAGGUGAUGCCCUCCCUCGGGGUCCUUUAAGAUGUUUUCUGACACGGGAGCCCCAAGCUAGCAGCAUCUAUAGGCAUCUCUUAUUUGUACAUGUUUGGCUUCUGGGCACACAUCGGAACCCCAGUACCAUGGAAUCAAGGGGUUGUGUUGCUUCUCCAGUUUAUUGCUUCCCAAUAUAAUGACACCUGCCAGACCUGAAACUCUGGAACUUGGACUCGCUGACAUCUGCGGCUGGGAGCUUGGGUCUGCUUGCUUUCUCAUGCACAUCUCUGUGAUGGAACACACACGCUUCAGCAUUACUUGAUACAUUAAUUGCUAAAUAACAGCAGGUAGUCCAUCUAGCCAGCAGGCUGUAUUUAAUUAGCAUUUAUCUGGCAAGAGACUCAAGUGGUGACCAACACUAGGCAUCACCACACUAGCAGAAGUAAGUUUGGUCCACGCACUCGGAGUUUUUUUUAGGAAAAAUCGAAAACACAGAGACCUCCAGGACCAGGUAUCACGUGGGGAAUGUAACCAGAGCGAUGAAAAUAGAGCGUGGUGGGGUCUGGCUGGACGGACUGCAAGCGGCCUUUGCUGUGGGUCCAAAUGUGUCUCUUCUCAUCAAUAGUUUCCAUUUGAUCUUUGUCACUGAGACUGAAAAUAAAA
Messenger RNA from Phacochoerus africanus (Common warthog), 2435 nucleotides. It is a transcript of the gene CHRNA6, whose product is annotated as cholinergic receptor nicotinic alpha 6 subunit. The record is from RefSeq and is a predicted model, not a curated record. The transcript is spliced from 6 exons. Gene Ontology annotation, biological process: chemical synaptic transmission; nervous system process; monoatomic ion transmembrane transport. Bases 163 to 1647 code for a protein of 494 amino acids. Gene Ontology annotation, molecular function: transmembrane signaling receptor activity; acetylcholine-gated monoatomic cation-selective channel activity. Lineage: Eukaryota; Metazoa; Chordata; Mammalia; Artiodactyla; Suidae. Gene Ontology annotation, cellular component: synapse; postsynaptic membrane; neuron projection.